CAAGAGAAUAUCUUAUGAUAUAUUGAACUUUUGUACGAUAUUAGAUAUCACGUGGUUUUGUGUACAAAUAUCAACCAAUCACAGACCAGAUAAAAAGGGCAGAAAGUACAGUAGUAUAAAACUAAAUUAUGACAGUUUAAACGGCAAACGAGGUUAAAUUUCCACUACGAACGAAUCGUUGCGAACACAUUACACUUUGGAUAUAUUCUGCUUUGUGUUAACGUAUUUGUAAAUAUGAGAAAUUACGACAGAAAUUCAUCUCUUGACUCGGAUUCUGACAUGUCAUGUGACGAGUACAGCACCUGUACAUUCCAAAAUUCAGUUCAAAUCGCUGAGCGGGAGGAUAGGCUUAUCAAAGGAUUGUUUGAAUCGGCGCAUGUCCUUGAAAUGUGCCCUGAAAUAGUUGAAACAUGCAUACUUCCACGGGGUAUAAGUCAGAACAUUUCUACACUUAUCCAACACAAGUUGAUUGAGGCGUACUGUUUGGAAAACGACAUCGAAAUCAUUAAAGUAGACCAUGAAGAAUUCCAUCACACAUUUAAAGAACAGCGCAACAAAUCAACGGACUUUGCACCCAUUGAAUGUGUCCUUUUGACGUCUAAGUCAGUCACAGGGGAACUUGAAAUGGAUAUUAUGCCAAGUUUAGAUGAUGAACAGUUUGGUUGAAAUGGAACAUAGUCAAAAUUGGCUUCAUCUUCAAAUGGUUAUUUGAAACGGUUCUUCUGAAAGUUCCAAAGAUAUGUAAAAAGACAAUUUCAGGACAGAAAUGUUAACGUUUGAGCUGACUAAAGUCCGAUAUAGCUAAAUGUUGAUGCGAAGCACAUUGUGGAUUUAAAAGGGAGUCGUUAGUUAAUCAGAUUGAGGGAGGAGAGGACCUUUCCACAUUUAAGUGGAAAGAAAAAAAAACUAGUCUAAACGUGACUAUUCUGACAAAUAUGAAAUAAUAAUCGCAGGUGAUUGACAAUUCAUAUAAGAGACUGGUGUUUUUGACAAAUAUAAAGAUACACAUUUAUGGAAUGUUUUGUAGCAACAAGAAACCUAAUAACGAAGAACAAAUUAAAAGUGAUAUUAACAUUAGAUUAAAAAUGAAUUUGUCAAUGCAACACAUAAUACAGAGAGAUAAAUCUUGCAUACUUACUGUCUAGUAUAGCUACUGAAAUGUCUUGUUCUUCCAAAUAUCUGACAAGACAGUUAGAGUUCAUAUUUUAUUGAAAUAAAGAUCUUGACUAAAGAAAGAA
Messenger RNA from Ruditapes philippinarum (Manila clam), 1238 nucleotides. Its product is annotated as growth arrest and DNA damage-inducible protein GADD45 beta-like. Gene Ontology annotation, cellular component: nucleus; cytoplasm. The transcript has 3 exons. Bases 235 to 666 code for a protein of 143 amino acids. The record is from RefSeq and is a predicted model, not a curated record. NCBI's taxonomy places the organism in Eukaryota, Metazoa, Mollusca, Bivalvia, Venerida, Veneridae. Gene Ontology annotation, biological process: regulation of cell cycle.